Messenger RNA from Spea bombifrons (plains spadefoot toad), 1765 nucleotides. RefSeq names its product purinergic receptor P2Y1 (gene P2RY1). Gene Ontology annotation, molecular function: A1 adenosine receptor binding; G protein-coupled ADP receptor activity; G protein-coupled ATP receptor activity. NCBI's taxonomy places the organism in Eukaryota, Metazoa, Chordata, Amphibia, Anura, Pelobatidae. The transcript is spliced from 2 exons. Gene Ontology annotation, cellular component: plasma membrane. Gene Ontology annotation, biological process: platelet activation; phospholipase C-activating G protein-coupled receptor signaling pathway; relaxation of muscle. The record is from RefSeq and is a predicted model, not a curated record. Bases 279 to 1364 code for a protein of 361 amino acids.
UCACUGUCUCUUGCUCAUUCUGUUGGAGGAGUACCUUCCAGAGUUUCUCCUCUGUGUGUGAAGGAAUCAAUGUGAGAAGGCAGAUUAUUGCACUGUGCUGGAGAGCUUCUGAAGGGCAAUGCAACUUUCACAGCGCUCUACCCCACACUUUAUUGCUUAAUGGAAAGACCACUGUGACAGCUUUCUAUUGCCAGGAUCAGAGGGACAACACUGUGAGAUGAUUGCAGCCACCGACCCCGUUGUUUUCCUCUCUUUGCCUGUUUUGACUUGAAAAGAUCAUGACAGAAGUCUUUCUCUCAGCCCUUUUGAAUGUUACUCAGAGCACUUUGCUAGCAAGUGGCUCCUCUGCUGGGAAUGUCACAAAAUGCUCCCUGACAAAGACUGGCUUUCAGUUCUAUUACCUUCCUGCUGUGUAUAUAGUAGUUUGCAUUACAGGAUUUAUUGGUAAUAGUGUAGCAAUAUGGAUGUUCAUUUUUCACAUGAAACCAUGGAGCAGUAUUUCGGUCUACAUGUUCAAUUUGGCACUUGCGGAUUUUUUAUAUGUUCUAUCCCUCCCAGCGCUGAUAUUUUAUUAUUUCAAUAAAACAGACUGGAUCUUUGGAGAUGUCAUGUGCAAAUUGCAAAGAUUUAUUUUCCAUGUUAAUCUUUAUGGAAGCAUUUUGUUCUUGACUUGCAUCAGUGUGCACAGAUACACAGGGGUAGUGCAUCCUCUCAAGUCACUUGGGAGACUGAAGAAGAAAAAUUCCGUCUACAUCAGUGCACUUGUCUGGUUCAUUGUGAUUGCUGGUAUCUCACCUAUCUUAUUCUUCUCUGGUACUGCAACCAGGAAAAAUAAAACCAUCACAUGUUUCGAUACGUCUGCUGACGAAUACUUAAGAAGCUACUUUAUCUACAGCAUGUGCACCACUGUCUUUGGGUUCUGCAUUCCCUUUAUAUUAAUUCUGGGUUGCUAUGGAUUAAUAGUCCGAGCCUUGAUCUACAAAGAUAUGAACAAUGCCCCCCUUCGAAAGAAAUCUAUUUAUCUUGUUAUAAUUGUGCUGACUGUUUUUGCUGUUUCCUACCUUCCCUUCCAUGUGAUGAAGAAUUUAAAUUUGCGAGCUAGGCUGGACUUUCAAUCUCCAGAGAUGUGCUUCUUCAAUGAUAGGGUGUAUGCUACCUACCAAGUGACUAGGGGCCUUGCUAGCCUCAAUAGCUGUGUAGACCCCAUCCUCUACUUCUUGGCAGGAGAUACCUUUCGGCGGAGGCUGUCCAGGGCAACUAGAAAAGCAUCUAGAAGAAGCGAAGCAAACGUACAGUCUAAAAGUGAGGAGAUGACUCUGAACAUCUUAUCAGAGUAUAAGCAGAACGGGGACACGAGCUUGUGAAGACAAAAAAGAUACCUGGAUUACCGAAGACACUCAGCAUAAUGGAAUGUGUCUCGUCUGAUUCUGGAUGCUCCUCGUAAUGAUGUUACGGGUAAAAGUCAAUUGAAAUACAGAAGCAAGCAGACAAGAGAUACUUGUUCUAGAGAAGGCUGAAAGUUCUAUGGCAUAGUUGUAGACGUGCAUUUCCAGAAGCAUCUUGUGGAACGAAAAAAGUUGUUUGUUUUCCGUACAUUUUCUUUACCCCAAAAAGCUAAAUAACGGUAUCUUUAUUUUUACAUAUAUUCCAGAAUUUACUGUGAAUACGAUUUAACUACUGCUACUAAUGGUGAAGGAAUGUAUCUGAAAAAGCUGUAAUGUACUGUUCUAAAGAUAUCUUAAAGUAUUACUAAAGUAGGUGAUUU